CUUUUCCUGGAUAGACCACCCUACUCCAACCAUCAAGCCUAUCUUCCUCAACAAUGGGCCUCUGCAAAAUCCUCUCCAUUUCCUCAUUCCUUCUCACCACCCUAUUCUUCACCUCCAGCUAUGCAGCAACCUUCAACAUCCAAAACCGUUGCUCCUACACAGUUUGGGCGGCGGCAAUCCCAGGCGGGGGCAUGCGGCUUGGCUCAGGCCAAUCCUGGAGCCUCGAUGUGAAGGCCGCCACCACCGGAAGCCGUGUUUGGGGCCGUACCGACUGCAGCUUCGAUGCGUCAGGGAAUGGGAAGUGUGAGACCGGGGACUGUGGUGGCCGCCUCCAAUGCAAGGCCUAUGGUACACCCCCUAACACCUUAGCCGAAUUCGCACUUAACCAAUACAGCAACUUGGACUUCUUUGAUAUAUCUUUGGUUGAUGGAUUUAAUGUGCCUAUAGCCUUUAAUCCUACUUCCAAUGGGUGCACCCGUGGCAUCAGUUGCACCGCCGACAUCGUGGGAGAGUGCCCCGCUGCGCUAAAGACUACCGGUGGUUGCAACAACCCAUGCACCGUUUUCAAGACCGAUGAAUAUUGUUGCAAUUCUGGGAGCUGUAAUGCUACAGAUUUCUCAAGGUUUUUCAAGACUAGGUGCCCUGAUGCUUAUAGCUACCCUAAGGACGAUCAGACAAGCACCUUCACAUGCCCUGGCGGUACCAAUUAUGAAGUUAUCUUCUGCCCAUCAGCAGUGCCACAAACAUGUGUUUUUAUUAUAAAUUAAUUUGUGGUAAAAAAAACAUUUUGUGUUACAA
Molecule: messenger RNA, 798 nt
Organism: Vitis vinifera (wine grape)
Lineage: Eukaryota; Viridiplantae; Streptophyta; Magnoliopsida; Vitales; Vitaceae
Product: protein P21
Exons: 1
Coding region: 54-767 (237 amino acids)
Biological process (GO): defense response
Cellular component (GO): extracellular region
Source: RefSeq, a predicted model, not a curated record